GCUGAUUCCCCACGGCUUCCCGUUCGACAGUAUACCCUUCCCGGAGAUCGAGCACCGCCUCGACUUGAACUUCGUCCGUUUCAAGUAUUGGCUCAACAACCAAGCGGUGGAGGCCUUGCAGCCCGGGCUGGUCGCGGAUCAUGUGGGAGGAGCAUCAGCGCCAGCGUCUGUUUUGGAAAACGCAAAAAUGUUGCCAUCUUCGGCAUUUCUGGCACGGGAUACCCCAAGCGCAAAAAACAACUACUGGCGGUUCUCCCAUCGCGAAGCGCCCACGCCGGAGCUUCAUGCCAUCAAGCGCCGGCAAAGAUGCAGCUUUUGCAUGACAAAUUCCUAGGUGAUUGUAGUGCUGUGUUGGCUUUCGGAAUCUGUCAUGCAAAGAGUGCUAACAGGCAGGAGGUAGAUUUGGGAUUUUGCAUGACCAAUGAGGGGGAGGGGGAGUUGUGCACUCUCAUAGGGUGAUCGAGGAAGACAUGACCGCCGUUCGGGCGUGGAAUGAGCACUACGGGAAAUGGGGCGCCAUUUCAACGUGGCUCACGACCUACGUGGAUGGGUACAACGAAGCCUGGGACGCACGGUGGUUUUACAGGGGCAAGAAACACUAUGGGACUGUCAAGAUUGAAAUCAACAAAAUCGAAAUAAUUUGUGAUGCAUAAAACCGAUACCAGUUGGAGCCGCAGUUUCCAAUCGGCGCAUGAUAAAUUUCGGGAGCACAAAAAUCCAGUCUGUCGUGCUGUUUGGGCAAACAAGGCAGCUCCUGUCGUGCUACUCUGGCCGCGCGUCGUCUUCCCCUAAACAGGCCUGCAAUCGGUCUCAUUUGCUUGCUCCGCAACACAGGCCAUGCGUGCCCUGCAUUUUAUGCAUUGCGAUUUUGUCGAUUUCGAUCCUGACACCCCCAUAAAAACGGGCGGUGGGUCUGGUUCCGGGAAGAUGUCCCCCCAGAGCUCCAGCGGGCGGAGGCGGUCCUGCUGCGAAAUGAAACGAUUAACGAGGGGAAUCCCGACAGAGAGGAAGUGGUUCCGAUUGCGGUCAUCUUCCAUGAUGAAAAGUUGUAGCGUAAGUAGUCGUCGCAGCAGGAAGAUAUUGUUUAAUACCUCGGAGGUGGAAUACAACCCUUUCGUCCACCACAGACGUAGGUUUCAUUAUUUCGAAAUUCUUUAUAGUGUUUGCACAGCACACGUGUACGUUUUCUGGACAACUUUGUUUUUUUUUCACAGGAUAAGUACAGAAUAAGAAUUGGUCGUAUCUAUCAUGCAAUUCUAGCUUGAGUUUGUCUGUAUCGAUAUUAUUAUCAUUUUCAUGACAGAACUGGAAAGAGGAAAGAAAAUAGUUUCUUUUUCUGUGAAGAGUUUGUUUUUCUUUUUUAGCAAUGCAUGCUGUUUUUCAGGCAGUUUUUCUUACCGCCCACCUUCAGACGAAACGAUGAAGAUGCGUGCGCGUCUUGCAAAAAUGUUUGUAUAUUUGGGAAGAUUUUCUUCAAAGUGUACACUAAGCUUGAGCAAAAAGUCCUCGCAUGGUUGUAACUGGCGUACAAGCAACAAGAGAAAACCUCAAACGACAGUAGAGAAAGAUCCUGUCUGCUGGCGCAUGUGAAGUGGACCACGAGUAUAG
Amoebophrya sp. A120 is the source of this 1608-nucleotide messenger RNA. NCBI's taxonomy places the organism in Eukaryota, Dinophyceae, Syndiniales, Amoebophryaceae. The record is from the annotation of a GenBank genome assembly.